GUGACGCUGGACAGGAACAAGAAACAGGAGACGCACCAGUGGUAUCUUGCUGCAGUCAGUCAUAAAGUGGAUUGUAUUUACCGUAAUACACCGCAGUCGAGAUGGCAAACCGAAACCUGAAGCAUGUAAACAUCCAGAACAGCUCGACAUCCCCAAAGCCGCAGAAUACCAACCGCAACACGGAGUCUCCGUCCUCGGAGCGCGUGCAGAAGAUGGAGGGAGCGACGCCAUCGCCUAAAGUGACGAGUCCGCAGCCGGAGGCAGAAAGCAGCGGCGAGCCUCGGGAGGUGACUGUAGACCUGAAGAGCUUCAGGAAACCGGGGGAGAAAACAUUCACACAGAGGUGCAGACUGUUUGUCGGUAAUCUUCCCACUGACAUUACCGAGGACGACUUCCGAAAGCUGUUCCUUAAAUAUGGCGAGGCGAAUGAAGUGUUCAUCAACAGAGACAGAGGCUUCGGCUUUAUCCGACUGGAAACAAGGACAUUAGCAGAGAUUGCCAAAGCAGAGUUGGAUGGAACAGUGCUGCGGAACAGGCCAAUACGCGUCCGGUUUGCCACACACGGAGCUGCUCUCACAGUUCGAAACCUUUCAUCAGUCGUUACAAAUGAGCUCCUGGAGCAGGCAUUUUCACAGUUUGGGCCAGUGGAGAGGGCAGUUGUGGUAGUAGAUGAUCGUUGCAGACCCACAGGUAAAGGCAUUGUCGAGUUUGCCAAUAAACCGGCUGCACGAAAGGCUCUCGACCGCUGUGCUGAUGGAGCCCUUUUACUUACCACAUCUCCACGACCAGUUAUUGUUGAACCUACAGAGCAGUUUGAUGAUGAAGAUGGCCUGCCAGAAAAAUUAUUGCAAAAGUCAUCCCAAUAUCACAAGGAAAGGGAGCAGCCACCACGCUUCGCCCAGCCAGGCACCUUUGAGUUUGAUUACUCGUCACGUUGGAAGGCUCUUGACGAGAUGGAAAAGCAGCAGCGGGAGCAGGUGAACAGGAACAUCCAAGAAGCCAAGGAGAAACUGGAGGCUGAGAUGGAGACAGCAAAACAUGAACACCAGCUCAUGAUGAUGAGACAAGAUCUAAUGCGCCGUCAAGAAGAGUUGCGAAGACUGGAGGAACUAAGAAACCAGGAGCUGCAGAAGCGCAAACAGAUGGAGAUGAGGCAUGAGGAAGAGAGGCGGAGACGUGAGGAGGAAAUGAUGCGCCACAGGGACCCGGACGAUAUGAGGCGUCAGCCGGAUGCUUUUAAACCUGGCUUCAUGGAUAAUAGAGAACAGGAUAUGAGAAUGAGUGAAAUGGGUGCCCGUGGAGCCGUUAAUAUGGGAGAUUCUUUUAAUCCUGCCGCUGCUGUUAGUGGUAACCAGGGCCCUGCUCAAAUGAUGAGCAUGGGCAUGUCAGGCCGGGGUGGAGCCAUGGGGCCAGAGGGAUCGUCAAAUAUGGGGUCACCCCUCAUUCAGGAUAACGGAAAUAUGCGUAACGAAAGAUUUUCUCAGGGAGCACCUGCUCAGAUGGGUUCGUCCAUGGGUAUUCGACCAGGUGUUGAUUCUCCCCAGCAGCAACAGUCACCUGUGAUUGGUGGCGCAGGACCUGUGCCUCCUAUGGGGGGUCCAGGUGGAUUUGGGCGAGGAAAUCCUGUUGGGGGAAACUUUGAUGGGCCCAACAACAAGCGACGUAGAUACUAGGCUUUUAUUUAUUCUUUAACUAUAGUAAAUUAUAGUCCCUGAUCCAAAAUACCUAGCCUCCUGUUUAUAGAUAAUAUUCAUUUUCAUGUCCUUUCCAAUAGCUCUCGGGCAACUGUCAGCGUUGACUUUUGUCCUAUGUAUCUGACACACAACAUUAAACCAGUUUUGAAUAUGGAAUAUGAACAUAGCUCUGUUUUGAGACUGACAUUGCCUUAACUGUGCAUAUGCUGUAGGGAAAUUUAGAUUUAUUUUUAUUUUUUUCAGAUAGAGCUUUAGAAAGGUUGCAGUGCUUCUGCUUAGUCUUCUUUUACACCUUGGGUUUUGUUAUAAAAUCAUUUAAAGCUUAAAUUUAAUAGAUCUGCUUAAAGACUAUCUUGUUGAACUACGAUAUAGUUCCGAUUAAAAAAAUAAUAAUUCACAGGUUAUCUGAUUAAAUGGGAUGUGAAAACUUGAUUUUUCUGUGUAGUUCAUCGUGUUCUAUUUCUGUCAUUCUAUGAGACAAGACAAAAUUAAUAGAAUGAGAUCAAUACAGCGAUUUUUGGUUUCCUGGCUUUUGUAUAUGCACAGUGAAAAGUGGCAAUAUCUGUAUUAAACAGAACCCAAUAAAUUGAUCAGGAGAAAUCUGCUUAUAUAAGAACCUAGGAUUUGCAAAAAGCUAAAUUCAGGUCACCUUUCUUUUCUGUGGAAGAAAAAUACCCAUACACUAAUUAUUAAAAGUGUAUUGUUUACAGCAUGCUUUAUAUGCCCUUUCCUGCCUUGAGGUUUUAAGUAUCAGUUACAUAUAACUUUAACUUUAGAUCUCUUGUUUUUAGGUAAAUGUUUUUUUUUCUUCUUUUCUCACAAGAUCAUGUUGCUUGGGUCUCCUACUUGUACAACAUCUGAUUUACUGUGAUUUGGGUUUUAGACUACUUCUGGUAAUAGUGAUAGUGUGUCACGUAGAAUAUGCAUGACUUUUAAAAGCCGUUUUUAUUUUAGUAAAUAUUAUAAAUGUCUGCGUGUUUUUCCUUUUUCUGAAAUGGCAGUUCUUGAAUAAAAUUGCUUAAAAAGUUA
Clarias gariepinus (North African catfish) is the source of this 2723-nucleotide messenger RNA. RefSeq names its product paraspeckle component 1 (gene pspc1). The record is from RefSeq and is a predicted model, not a curated record. NCBI's taxonomy places the organism in Eukaryota, Metazoa, Chordata, Actinopteri, Siluriformes, Clariidae. The transcript is spliced from 9 exons. Gene Ontology annotation, biological process: regulation of DNA-templated transcription. Gene Ontology annotation, cellular component: nucleus. Bases 102 to 1673 code for a protein of 523 amino acids. Gene Ontology annotation, molecular function: RNA binding.